CGCCCUGGGACGUCACGCGUCAGCCUGACGCUAAAGGGGGCCGGCUCUUGGCCUGCACGGCCUCGCGGGACGGAGGCGGGCUGUCUUCAGUCGUUCCCCUCGGCGCCGGGCUAGAGCACGCGGGCGGGAGGCCCCUAGUUGUGGCCACCAACAUGGCGGACGGCGAAGUUGUCAUUGUGUCAAAGAAGCACAAGAAAAAAAAGGAGCGCAAAGUAUUAGGAGAAGAUGAUGUAGCUAAUCUACAACAUGAAGGAGAAUUCUUCAUCAAGCCUGAAUCUAAAGUAAUUCAAUUGGACACAUCUCAGUGGCCCUUACUGCUAAAGAACUUUGAUAAACUAAAUGUAAGGACAACCCACUAUACUCCCCUCCCUUCAGGAUCUAACCCUCUCAAGAGAGAAAUUACAGACUAUAUCAGGACAGGUUUCAUUAACCUUGACAAACCCUCCAAUCCCUCUUCCCAUGAGGUAGUUGCGUGGAUCCGGCGAAUACUCCGGGUUGAGAAGACUGGCCACAGUGGUACUUUGGAUCCGAAGGUGACUGGCUGUUUAAUUGUAUGCAUAGAACGAGCUACUCGAUUGGUCAAAUCUCAGCAGAGUGCAGGCAAAGAGUAUGUGGGAGUUAUCCGACUGCACAAUGCUAUUGAAAGUGAAGUUCAGCUUUCCAGGGCAUUGGAAACUCUGACAGGCGCUCUAUUCCAGCGACCACCUCUCAUUGCUGCUGUCAAGCGACAACUCCGAGUCAGAACUAUCUAUGAGAGCAAGAUGUUAGAAUAUGACCCUGAAAAAAGAUUAGGUAUCUUCUGGGUGAGCUGUGAAGCUGGAACAUACAUUCGAACAUUAUGCGUCCAUGUUGGUUUGUUACUUGGAGUUGGAGGCCAGAUGCAAGAGCUUCGCCGGAUCCGCUCUGGAGUUAUGGGGGAGAAGGACCACAUGGUGACCAUGCAUGAUGUGUUAGAUGCUCAAUGGCAGUAUGACAAUUACAAAGACGAGGGUUACCUUCGUCGGGUCAUUUAUCCUCUGGAGAAGCUGUUGACAUCUCACAAGCGACUGGUCAUGAAGGACAGUGCGGUUAAUGCCAUCUGUUACGGAGCAAAGAUCAUGCUUCCUGGGGUUCUGCGGUAUGAGGAUGGCAUUGAAGUAAAUCAGGAGGUUGUAGUCAUCACUACCAAAGGGGAAGCCAUUUGUGUGGCUAUUGCCUUGAUGACUACAGCAGUGAUUUCUACCUGCGACCAUGGUAUAGUGGCCAAGAUUAAGAGAGUGAUCAUGGAGAGAGACACUUAUCCUCGGAAAUGGGGUCUGGGCCCAAAGGCAAGUCAAAAGAAGAUGAUGAUCAAGCAAGGUCUUCUGGAUAAGCAUGGAAAACCCAAUGACAGCACACCCACUGCUUGGAAGGAUGACUAUGUCGACUAUAGUGCAUCUGUGAAGAAGGAACCAGUUGCAGUCCCAGUCGAACCCAUGAAGACAGUAAAGACAAAGAAGCGGAAACGAGAAGGGGAGAGUGAAGAGGAAGAUAAUGCUGAGUACAGCGAUUACAGUGAUUAUGGGGAUUAUGAAGAGAAUGGCGAAGAGGAUGAAGAAAGCAGUGAGGAGGAAGAGGAAGAAGGCAGUGAAGAUGAAGGCAGUGAGGAGGAUGCAGCUGGUGAAGUGGAGGAAGAGGUGGUGGGAAUAGAGAGCGAUGGAGAAGGUGUUGAAGAGGAAGAGGCUGUUGAGGAAGAUGAUGGGGAUGAUGAAGAUGAAGGAGGUGAAGCCUUUGCUCAACAGGAAGUCAGCAAAAAAGGGAAGAAAAAGAAAAGCAAAAAAGAGAAAAAGGCUAAAAUUGUGGUAGAGAGCAAAUCAAAGGAUUCGGGCAUGGAGAGCACCAAGAAGAAGAAGAAAAAGAAGAAAGCCAGACUAAUGGCAGAGGAUUCGGAGUAGUGAGUGUCCAGCUUGGGAGAGAUGAUGGAAGCCUUAACCCAAGAAUAAAACCAACUCUCCACAGCAGUUUGGGAAAUGACAGUGCACCUGAAGGAGGAGUGGCCAGUGGCACGCCACUGACCCUGCUACUAGGAAUAUACUGUGGGCUUCUGUGCCGGAUAGGGUAAUCCCUUCUUGUCCUGUUUUAAGGAUAUUUGCAAGGGCAUGGGUGAGAAAUAUAUGCAAAACUGCCCAACAGAGUAGCAGAUUCUGUACUAUAGCUUACAUUUAGAGCAGCGGGUGGCCAUACCACCUGCUGUCUGCAGCUGUUCUUUUUAAUUUGCUGGUGUUUUAACUAUUUUACAUGAGAUGAGGGUGUUGAAAUGGUCUUUUUUCCUUUGUUGAAAAGUCAUAAAACAUUUUUUAUUUUGCACAGGACAGAAGCCUCCAUUGCUAGUGGGGGUUAGCUGUAGUGCAGGUUGUGGUUGUGCAAAAACCCUAAUGUCUCAAGAGGCCCCAAAACAGCUUCUUCUCCUCAGACUUCCUUCACUUUCUCCUCUCUCCAAACCCACCUCCUGGCGUGGAAUGCGCUUCUUCCCUCAAUACAGUAUAUUGGUGAGCCUUUGGGGAAAAGGGCUUGUAUGUUUGCUCCUCCUGUUCUUCUUCUGAGCCACCUUAAACCCCAUACGCUGUUUGCAAUGGAGUUGUAACCGUCCUAAGCGCGAGUGCGCGCACACACGCACCACCACCCCAUCCACACCCAUUCCCUCCUCCCCCAACUACUUCCCAGGGGAGGAGGGGGGAAGUGGGGGUGGUUGUUAAUGGCUGUUUUAUGUAGGGAAGGAGAAAAGUUGUAAUUUUUAUUUACUUUUUAUUAAAAAUAAUAAAACAUAAUUAGUUUUUAA
This is a messenger RNA of Trichosurus vulpecula (common brushtail), 2797 nucleotides long. RefSeq names its product dyskerin pseudouridine synthase 1 (gene DKC1). The record is from RefSeq and is a predicted model, not a curated record. The transcript is spliced from 15 exons. NCBI's taxonomy places the organism in Eukaryota, Metazoa, Chordata, Mammalia, Diprotodontia, Phalangeridae. Gene Ontology annotation, molecular function: pseudouridine synthase activity; RNA binding. Gene Ontology annotation, biological process: snRNA pseudouridine synthesis; box H/ACA sno(s)RNA 3'-end processing; rRNA pseudouridine synthesis. Bases 153 to 1913 code for a protein of 586 amino acids. Gene Ontology annotation, cellular component: box H/ACA snoRNP complex.